ACGAACACUUUUUCUCUCGUAUUUAAAAAAACUCGAAACAGAGAGAGAGAAUCGCAGAACAAGAAGAAGGUUGAGCUAAACGAAGCCUUUUUCAACUCGCAACUCGUGUGAGUCACGAGACUCGCGUCCAGAGACUCACAAGAAAGCAAAAGCAAAGAGAGAGAGAGAAAGAGCUUGAAUAAUCAGGAGGAGAGGAUAGGAAAGGAAGAGGUGAGGUCAAUCAUGGAGAGUCCAUCGAAGAAGAAAAGCGAAGGAGAGGUUCUAGACGGUUCGAAUAUAAUGGAGUUGGUUGGGAACGAAGAGGUGUUCAGUCAUUUCGUGGACCAUAAGUUCCGUGAGUUGGACAAAGACAGAGAUGGUAAGCUCUCUGUGAACGAGCUCCACCCUGCUGUUGCUGAUAUCGGCGCUGCUCUUGGCUUGCCUGCCCAGGGUUCCUCUCCUGAUUCUGAUCAAAUCUACUCUGAGGUGUUAAGUGAGUUCACCCAUGGUAAACAAGAAAAAGUGAACAAGACUGAAUUCAAAGAGGUCCUUUCAGACAUUCUUCUAGGCAUGGCUGCUGGUUUAAAGAGAGACCCUAUUGUGAUCCUCCGUAUAGAUGGAGAAGACCUUCAAGAAUUUGUCAACAGCCCAAGUUUUGAGCCAGAUAUGAUAUCAAUAUUGACAGAGAUAGAGUCAGCCUAUGAAGAAGGUUUACCCCUUAAAGAUUUUAUACUUAAGGCUUUGGAAAAACUCUCUGUUGAACAAGGCAUGCCCCCAACUUCAGAUUCUUGGGUUAUGAGCAACAUUGUUGAGCCUGCUCUUCAAUUGUGUGGUGGCCAUGAUUUCGAGAAACCGGUGUCUCAAGAAACAUUCUUGGUGGAAUUUAAGAAAGCCGCAGAGAGUGUGGCCCAACAUCUUAAGGAUCAGCCUGUUAUAGUUGCUCAUAGUGAAAACACUUUUGAUGGAAGUGUCAUCAAGAGGCUACUGUCCAACAAGUUUGAACUGGAUAAGACACUAAAUUCAGCUAUGGAAGAUGUGCCAAAAGAUCGAAAUGGGAAAAUAUCUAAGGAGCAUUUGCGUGUAGCGCUGGAUGUGCUGGCCCCAGUGGCCGGUCUACCGCCACUUGGUGCAGUUGAAGAGAUGGACAAGGUGAUAGCCAAUGUGUUCCAAAUGGUAAAUGCGGAUGAUGGUAAGAUGGUUAGAGAAGACGAGUUCAAGAAGAUAAUGACUGAAAUCAUGGGGAGUGUAAUGCUGCAAUUGGAAGGGAAUCCCAUCUCAGUUUCCACAAACUCAGUGGUGCAUGAGCCACUUGCCUCUUUUUCCACAUUAUUGCAGCCACCAUCCUAGUAAUACAGCAUAGUACAUAAUAUAGAGCUAAUCAUGAAUCUGUCAAGCGUAACAACUAUUAAGAAAGACAAUAAAAUUUUGUUUCAGUAGCAAA
Molecule: messenger RNA, 1420 nt
Organism: Humulus lupulus (European hop)
Lineage: Eukaryota; Viridiplantae; Streptophyta; Magnoliopsida; Rosales; Cannabaceae
Exons: 5
Coding region: 223-1326 (367 amino acids)
Molecular function (GO): calcium ion binding
Source: RefSeq, a predicted model, not a curated record